This is a messenger RNA of Pseudoliparis swirei, 2773 nucleotides long. RefSeq names its product tripartite motif-containing protein 16-like. The record is from RefSeq and is a predicted model, not a curated record. Bases 478 to 2160 code for a protein of 560 amino acids. NCBI's taxonomy places the organism in Eukaryota, Metazoa, Chordata, Actinopteri, Perciformes, Liparidae. Gene Ontology annotation, molecular function: zinc ion binding; protein binding. The transcript has a single exon.
GGAUAAAAGCUUCAGCUAAAUGUCUAUAUGACUAAGGGAUGGCAUAUUUGUAAUUUAUUAGCUUCAAAGUCAUAUAAUACAAAACUUGACUAAGUGAUUGCUUGCAACUGUGUUAAUAAAUAUUUCCUCGACAAAGUAACUUGCAGAAAGGGCUCCAUAACUCAACAAGAGAGCCCUCAAGGGCGUUGUGUUUGUACUUAAGAGCCGGUUCAGAGUCUGCACAUUGACCCUAAAACAAUCCUUUUCCUGAAAUGAGUCACUGGCCCAAACCACUCCCUCUUCUUCCUGCUCUCCGACACAGCGAGCGCCACUCUGUUCAUAUCUUUCCUGGUUCCCUCCCCUUCAGAUCUACAGUUUUACAGAUGGGUGUAACCAACAUGGUGGUGAAGAGCAGCAGCUGACACACCCUGUUCACUGCAGAGAGUCGCUUAUUGAGGAAGUGAAACUCAGUCAGUCGUGUUGUCUUUGAGAGGUAAAAUGGCGCAGAAAGGACUUCAGCUGGACCGGGAAACCUUCUCUUGUUCCAUCUGUCUGGAUCUACUGAAGGAUACGGUGACUAUUCCCUGUGGACACAACUACUGCAUGAACUGUAUUAAAACCCACUGGGAUGAAGAGGAUUGGAAGAAACUGUACAGCUGCCCUCAGUGUAGGAAGACCUUCACACCGAGGCCUGUCCUGGUGAAGAACACCAUGUUGGCAGAUUUAGUGGAGGAGCUGAAGAAGACUGGACUCCAAGAUGCUCCUGCUGAUCACUGCUAUGCUGGACCUGAAGAUGUGGCCUGUGAUGUCUGCACUGGGAGGAGACUGAAGGCCCUUAAGUCCUGUCUGGUGUGUCUGGCUUCUUACUGUAAGAAACAUCUUCAGCCUCAUUAUGACUCACCAACAUUUAAGAAACACAAGCUGGUGGACCCCUCCAACAAGCUCCAGGAGAACAUCUGCUCUCAUCACAAUGAGGUGAUGAAGAUCUUUUGCCAUAAUGAUCAGCAGUGUAUCUGUUACCUCUGCUUAAUGGAUGAACACAAAGGCCAUGACACAGUCUUAGCUGCAGCAGAAAGGACCAAGAGGCAGAGAAAGCUGGAGGGGAGUCGACUAAACAUCCAGCAGAGAAUCCUGAACAGGGAGAAAGACCUGAAGCUGCUCCAACAGGAGGUGGAGGCCAUCAACUUCUCUGCUGAUGAAACAGUGGAGCACAGUGAGAAGAGCUUCACUGAGCUGAUCCGUCUCAUGGAGAAAAGAAGAUCUGAUGUGAAGCAGCAGGUCAGAUCCCAGCAAAGAACUGAAUUGAGUCGAGUUAAAAAGCUUCAGGAGAAGCUGGAGCAGGAGAUCACUGAGCUGAAGAUGAACGACGCUGAGCUGGAGAAGAUCUCACAGACAGAGGAUUUCAACCAGUUUCUACACAACUACCCCUCACUGUCACCCCUCAGUGAGUCCAGAGACUCAUCCAGCAUCAACAUCCGUCCUCUGAGAUACUUUGAGGACGUGUCAGACACUGUUUCAGAAAUCAGAGAUGAACUACUGGACGUCCUGAGAGAGAAAUGGACAAAUAUCUUACUGAUGGUGACUGAAGUGGAUGUUUUACUGGCACAUUCACAAGCAGAGCCCAAGACCAGAGCUGAAUUCUUAGAGUAUUCACGUGAAAUCACACUGGAUCCAAACACAGCAAACACACGACUGUCAUUAUCUGAUGGGGACAGAAAAGCAACAUUCAUGAAGGAACAUCAAUUUUAUUCUAGUCACUCAGAAAGAUUCAAUGAAUGCUUACAGGUCCUGAGUAGAGAGAGUCUGACUGGACGUUGUUACUGGGAGGUGGAGAGGAGAGGAGGAGGAGUUGAUGUGGCCGUUGCAUAUGAGACUAUCAGCAGAAAAGGGAACUGGGAUGAAUGUGGAUUUGGAUAUAAUAACAAAUCUUGGUCAUUAAGAUGUGACAAAAACAGUUUUACAUUUUGGAACAACAAUAUCCACACUCUCCUCUCAGCGCCUCAGUCCUCCAUUGUGGGAGUGUACCUGGAUCACAGAGCAGGUACUCUGUCCUUCUUCAGCGUCUCUGACACCAUGACUCUCCUCCACAGAGUCCAGACCACAUUCACUCAGCCUCUCUAUGCUGGACUCUGUUUUUUUUAUUCCUCUGGAGACACUGCUGAGUUGUGUAAACUGAAAUAGACAGCAGUCAUUUAAGGGUUGAACUGUGUUUGAACUCAUUUAGUCUCCAUGUUUGUGUCUGAGAGCUGAUUGUUGAGGCGUUUCUUCACUGCACUGAGAUCAGCUGUCAGUCAAACAUUCUGGCUGCUACUUUGACAUCUUCUCAUGAGUUGUUCUGAACAUGUUUGAGUUACUGGAGCUGGCGCUCCUUCUUGUCUGUUUUAGUUUUUGUCUUUAGCAUUGUUGCUUAGCAUUUAUUUAUGUGGUGUUCAUGUAUUGUGUCCCAUAUUCCGGAUGCCACUCAAGCUGCUUAUACUAACAAUGACACUCCUUGGCUAAAAACACACAUUUACAGUAUAUAUUGGUUGAAUCACUGCUGCAAUACAGAUUAUCUUCACAUACUUUAACAUAACCUGUGUUGUGAUGUCAUAGCUCUUGUGUUAUAAUGUGCAUAUCCUAAUGCCUUAAUAUUAUUUCACAUUUUGUUGCUAUUCAAAUGAGCUGUGCUGUCUGUUACAAUAUCCCCAUUGUAUCCCGCCUGCAAAGAAUCGCUGUGAAAUGGUAAUUAUUGAACAAUUGUUUUUUUGUGGGUGAAGAUAACUUGUAAAAUGAAUAAAGGUCCUUUUUAACAGGA